Messenger RNA from Rhododendron vialii, 1799 nucleotides. Its product is annotated as UPF0481 protein At3g47200-like. The record is from RefSeq and is a predicted model, not a curated record. NCBI's taxonomy places the organism in Eukaryota, Viridiplantae, Streptophyta, Magnoliopsida, Ericales, Ericaceae. The coding region runs from base 1 to 1440 and encodes 479 amino acids. The transcript has 2 exons.
AUGGGAGACAUAGCAGAGCAAGACCAACACCAGUAUGUUAUCACAAUCAAAGAUGUGAAGGGCAUGCAAGAGAAAAUCAAGGAAAUUCCCAAACUCCUCAACCUAACAGCCGGAAAAGAAUCAUGUUGCAUUUUCAGAGUCCCUCAAACGCUAGUCGACAUCAACAAUAAGGCCUACCACCCACAAAUACUUUCAAUCGGCCCAUACCACCACGGGGAACCACACCUCAACAUGAUCGAAGAGCACAAGUGGAAAUACCUCGGCGAACUCCUCGAUCGAACCCCUCCUCAUGUAAACGGCCUUAAUCUCUAUGAGUACAUAGACCUCAUCGCACCGUUGGAAACAAGAAUCCGACAUUGUUACUCAGAAUUCAUCGAUUUGAGUAGCUUUGACCUCAUAAAGAUGAUGGUACUCGACGGGUUAUUCAUCAAUGAGCUUAUAUCAAAAAAUAAAGGAGUGGCACAUAGUGAUCCUGACGAUCCUAUAUUCAGAAGGGCUUGGAUUUUGGCUUUCCUCAAGAGAGAUCUUCUCCGGUUGGAAAAUCAGAUUCCGUUUUUCGUGCUUCAAACUUUGUUUGAUAACACGAGAGUUACGAGGUCUGGUGAUGACGAUCAAACACUAGCGAAACUGAUUUUAGGGUUUUUUGAUAACAUGGUACUAGAAAGGCCUGAUGAGGUUUUAGAGAGGUUUGUAAAUCAUGAAGGGAAACAUCUACUUGAUUUCUUUCGAUUGAGUUUUAUCCCUCCUCCAUCUCAACCGGUCAUUGCUUCAAAUGGUUUUAGAGAGGUACUAGAAAGGUUUGCAAAUCAUAAAGGGAAAAACGACAUUCCAAACUCAAAGCGAAAAGGGAAAAAUGACCAUCCAUCGCUUCAAUUGAUCCCAUCAUUGAAAAAACUCAAAGCGGCUGGAAUCAAGUUCAAGGCUAAAAAGGGCGACACGUUCUCCUUCUUGGAAAUCAGAUUUCGCUACGGGGUACUGGAAAUUCCACAUAUAUGUAUAGACGAUUCCAUCACCUGCUUCUUCCUAAACUCUGUUGCAUUCGAGCAGGGUUACAACAACUACUGCUCGAUGGACAUGACCGCUUACACGAGCUUCAUGGGGUGCCUCAUCAAAAACCCCAGCGACGCGGGGUUCUUGGGUGACCAAGAAAUCAUCGAGAAUUAUUCUGGGACAGACGAAGAGCUGGCUAAUUUCUUCAAUGAUUUGCGGAAAGAUGUGGUUUUUGACAUCGACGAUAAUUAUCUGUCCAAGGUGUUCGAGGAUGUGAAUGAGUAUCAGAGGAAUGGUUGGCAUGUGCAUUGGGCUGGAUUCAAGAACACUUAUUUCAACACCCCAUGGUCUAUUAUUUCAGCCUUGGCUGCUUUGACACUUCUGCUCCUGACCAUGAUCCAGGCUUUCUUUGCCGUUUAUCCAUAUGCGGGAGGAAAGAGUGCUGGGUGACGCUUAUAAAUCACCUUCUCUCUCUCUCUCUCUCUCUCUCUCUCUCUCUCUCUCUCUCUCUCUCGUUUUGUCUCCCCCUUUUUCUCCUCCUGCUCUCUUUUCUCCACAUUCCCUAAUCCAGCGCUCCUCUUUCUCCCUUAUACUCACCGCCAUUUCUGUAAUUUUCAUCCAUCGUUACCGGGGGUUAUUUUAUUGGCGCCAGUUGCACUGUUGGGUGCUUCCUGGUCUUGGGCCUAACGGCAAUGUUUUGAUUUGGGUUGCUGGUGGUGGUCGGUUUGGCAGCGGAAUUACUGGUUGCUGGUGCUGUGUCUUCAGUUUCUCCAUGUCUCCGACGAUUGGUUGCCGUCGAUGAAUAUCAA